GAUUUCGCAUUUUGCUUCUCCCUUUACCAACCCGGGCUGGGUCCAUGGAAAUACAUGCAGAACAAUACCACAGCCGUGAUUUAGGCUCGUAUUGUUAAAAAUGGUCCGUUUUAAUUCAUUUUAGUUAGGAAUUUAUUCUGUAAAACACAAUUUAUCGGUCGGCGUCCUCAAUUAGACAAAUAUGUCGGGAGCGGCCGCCGGAGGGGCGCAGUCUUGCAUCAGCGCAGCCGCUGCCAGUUGUAGCUCUGCCGGGAACUCAUUCGUCGCAGCCGGUGGAGGUGUGGGAAUAGCAGGCAGGCUACCCAGUCGGGUUCUUGAGCAUGUGUUCUCUUAUUUAGAUUUGUAUGAUCUAAUGCGGUGCUCGUUGGUGUGCUGGCAUUGGAACAACUGUCUAGCCGACGAGAACAGCGAGGUGUGGCGGAGUCUGUGCGCUCGCUCUCUCAGCGAAGAGGCACUGCGCUCCGACAUUCUCUGCAAUCUGCCAACCCACAAGGGAAAGCUCAAGUCCUACCAGCACGCUCUGAGUUCCCACGACUGUUCACGUAACGUCUACGUGAAGAAGAACGGCUUCACCCUUCACCGCAACCCCAUCGCCCAGAGCACCGACGGAGCCCGCGGCAAGAUCGGCUUCUCUGAGGGCCGCCACGCCUGGGAGAUCUGGUGGGAGGGGCCCCUAGGGACCGUGGCGGUGAUCGGCAUUGCCACCAAGCGUGCUGCCAUGCAAUGCCAGGGCUACGUGGCCCUCCUGGGUACUGACGACCAAAGCUGGGGCUGGAACCUGGUGGACAACAACCUGCUCCACAAUGGGGAGGUGAAUGGGAACUUUCCCCAGUGCAACAACGCUCCCAAAUACCAGUGUAAUGGUGUGCGUCCACAGAUCGGGGAGAGGAUACGCGUAAUCCUGGAUAUGGAUAACAAAACCCUGGCCUUCGAGAGAGGCUUUGAGUUCCUGGGAGUGGCCUUCCGAGGGCUUCCGAAAGCCUGCCUCUUCCCGGCCGUCUCAGCUGUCUACGGCAACACUGAGGUGACCAUGGUCUACCUGGGCAAGCCUCUGGAUGGGUAGCACUGCCACAAGAGCAGCCGGUGCCAUGUCAGGUGUGCCAAGGAUAAUGACUGUUGGUUGGCACCUGAGAAGACUCUCAGCUAACAUUCCACAACCACUGGGGUGGAACCUAAAAUCAAAAUGGAUGCUAGUGAUCAUUGACGGACAAGCGGGGAGGUGGGUGUGUGGACUAGAGGUUGUUUCAAAAGGGUUUUCUGUCUCAACAUGGAUGUUCUAUCCACUAGCUGCUGGACCAUUUUAUUUACAGUAUGGGAGGACUUGACUUAUUAUUUUUUAAAUGUUAUUUUAUGAAGUAACAAUACUGCUGAAUUCCGUACAUGCGGUUGGUUUGUAUGUCUGUUCCUAUGAGGCCAAACCAAAAUAUGAACUGUGGCAAAUAUGUAAAGAAAACCCUCAUCGUAUGAUAGAGGAACAAGUCAUCAUCGUGAGAAUAUUGUCGAUGUGGAAAUGUGAAGCUGUAACAUUUCUAGAGCACAACUGUAACUGCCGUGAGGGGGAACGUGGAGUGAUUGACUUUUGACCCUUUCAGAGGACUACAUGCAGUAUGGAACAUUUUUUUUUUUUUUUUGCCAACUGACCAUUAAAGCCAGGAAAGAAGGCUUCAGUAGCAAAGCUAGCUGGUCAUGCGCAUGUGUUGCAGUAUAACUGAAACGUCUCCUCUCUUCAGAUGCGUUGUAUAGGAAGAGCAGAAGUCCGGGGACUACAUUACCCUUUGUGCAUCCAUUUGAAUUGUGGUGGUAUUAGUCCUAGUGUUUCAUGAUAAGUAUUUAUAGGUUUUAAUCCGUGGUACUAUUGAAGAGGUCAUGGAAGCUUCAAAUAAAGAUGAUCUGUUGCCAGUCU
Messenger RNA from Oncorhynchus kisutch (coho salmon), 1903 nucleotides. Its product is annotated as F-box/SPRY domain-containing protein 1. The transcript is spliced from 3 exons. Gene Ontology annotation, molecular function: protein binding. NCBI's taxonomy places the organism in Eukaryota, Metazoa, Chordata, Actinopteri, Salmoniformes, Salmonidae. The coding region runs from base 182 to 1063 and encodes 293 amino acids. The record is from RefSeq and is a predicted model, not a curated record. Gene Ontology annotation, biological process: synapse assembly involved in innervation; proteasome-mediated ubiquitin-dependent protein catabolic process. Gene Ontology annotation, cellular component: SCF ubiquitin ligase complex; synapse.